Trichoplax adhaerens is the source of this 966-nucleotide messenger RNA. RefSeq lists its product as uncharacterized. The record is from RefSeq and is a predicted model, not a curated record. Lineage: Eukaryota; Metazoa; Placozoa; Uniplacotomia; Trichoplacea; Trichoplacidae. The transcript is spliced from 7 exons. Bases 1 to 966 code for a protein of 321 amino acids.
AUGGAUGUAAACAGCCUUUCUUUAAAUCGUAUAUUGGUCUUUCUAUCACUGGCAUUAAUCUUGUGUCUAGCGGCAGUGGAAUCUUCCUCAGGAACAUGCACAGCGGACAGGAAUGAAUGUGAUGCCAAUUCUGAACCUAUGCGUAAGUAUGGGCCUUACCUUCCAAAAGUGACUAUCAUCUCGCCAACGUGUGUUAAACGUCAUCAAUUUCAUUCCAACUUAAUUCGAAUGUUUCAACAUCAAAGAUACGGUGGAGAGAAAGAGCUCCUAAUUUAUGAUGGUGCUUGCAAAUCUAAAUCAUCAGAUGAUAAAUCAGUCAAAUCGAAAGUAGUACUAAAAGCAAUGGAAGAGGACAGUAGAAUCAGAUAUUAUUAUGAGCCCUUAAAAAUCAAAAAGGGCGAGGAUCAUGUAAAACUUGGUAGCAAAAGGAAUUGGAUGAUUGCUAAUAGCACCGGAGAAAUUAUCGUCCAUUUCGACGAUGACGAUUACUACGGUCCUAAUUAUUUGCAACAUAUGAUAACAACGAUGAUAAUGCGUAAAGCCGUGAUGAUCAAGUUAAUAGCCUGGUUUAUUUAUGGUGAGCAAUAUCAAGAUGGCAGACGUACAGAAUCAUUCGCCUACUAUGAUUAUACUGUCAGCCAAUCGAAAGGCUGGGGCUGGAAUCUUGUUUAUAGAAAGGAAUUAUUAGAUCAGGUGAAAUUUAGAGACGCCGAUUUCAUGGAAGAAGAUCACUUCGUCAAUACAAUCUUCACGAACGGAAACAAAGUACACUUUAUGCAAGAUAAAAAUUUCUUAGCCAUGAAGUUUGUUACAGGAUCGCUUGUAAGAUCUACUGGGAUGCCGUUAUGCAAGACGUCAGGUAGCGACUAUAAAAUUUGUGAUCGUUAUGAAUUACCAAGAUGGCUCGCGGAAAAAAGCUUUGGAUCACAAAUUAAGGACUGGAUUAAAAUGGUCAACACAAGAUAG